Lacerta agilis (Sand lizard) is the source of this 3164-nucleotide messenger RNA. It is a transcript of the gene ARHGAP26, whose product is annotated as Rho GTPase activating protein 26. The transcript is spliced from 23 exons. Bases 21 to 2303 code for a protein of 760 amino acids. Gene Ontology annotation, cellular component: cytoplasm. NCBI's taxonomy places the organism in Eukaryota, Metazoa, Chordata, Lepidosauria, Squamata, Lacertidae. Gene Ontology annotation, biological process: signal transduction. The record is from RefSeq and is a predicted model, not a curated record. Gene Ontology annotation, molecular function: GTPase activator activity; protein binding.
CACACAUCCACCCCAGAACCAUGGGUCUACCUGCCUUGGAAUUUAGUGACUGCUGUUUGGACAGCCCUCAGUUCCGAGAGAGGCUGAAGUCUCACGAAGCUGAACUGGACAAGACCAACAAGUUCAUCAAGGAGCUCAUAAAAGAUGGGAAGUCGCUCAUUGCAGCCCUUAAGAAUCUGUCUUCAGCAAAGCGGAAGUUUGCAGAUUCUUUGAACGACUUCAAAUUUCGAUGUAUAGGAGAUGCAGAAACAGAUGAUGAAAUAUGCAUAGCAAAAUCCCUGCAAGAGUUUGCUGCUGUUCUUAGAAAUUUAGAAGAUGAGCGCAUGCGCAUGAUUGAGAAUGCUGGUGAGGUCUUAAUCACACCACUGGAGAAAUUUCGUAAGGAGCAAAUUGGUGCUGCUAAGGAAGCCAAGAAAAAAUACGACAAGGAGACGGAGAAAUAUUGUGGUGUGUUAGAAAAGCACUUAAACCUGUCUUCCAAGAAGAAGGAAUCCCAACUUCAAGAGGCAGACAGCCAGGUGGACCUGGUUCGACAGCACUUCUAUGAAGUCUCCCUUGAGUAUGUCUUCAAAGUACAAGAAGUUCAAGAGAGGAAGAUGUUUGAAUUUGUGGAACCACUGCUGGCAUUUCUGCAAGGACUAUUCACAUUCUACCACCAUGGCUAUGAGCUUGCAAAGGAUUUCAGCGAUUUCAAGACGGAGCUGACAAUUAGCAUACAAAAUACAAGAAAUCGCUUUGAAGGCACAAGAUCAGAGGUUGAGUCCUUGAUGAGGAAGAUGAAGGAGAAUCCCCACGAGCACAAAAACAUCAGCCCUUUCACAAUGGAAGGCUAUCUCUAUGUCCAGGAAAAGCGUCAUUUUGGAACAACAACUUGGGUGAAGCAUUAUUGUACAUAUCACAGUGAAUCUAAACGAAUAACUAUGGUGCCUUUUGACCAGAAGUCUGGUGGAAAGGGGGGAGAUGAUGAAACCAUUAUUCUCAAAUCAUGCACACGUCGAAAAACUGAUUCCAUAGAGAAAAGAUUUUGCUUUGAUGUAGAAGCAGUGGAUCGGCCUGGGGUGAUCACAAUGCAGGCGCUUUCUGAAGAAGAUCGAAGGCUCUGGAUGGAGGCCAUGGAUGGCCGGGAACCGGUCUAUAACUCGAACAAAGACAGCCAAAGUGAAGGCACUGCCCAGCUGGAUAUUAUGGGCUUCAGUAUUGUCAAGAAAUGCAUUCAUGCUGUUGAAACAAGAGGGAUCCAUGAGCAAGGACUCUAUAGAGUGGUUGGUGUCAACUCCAGAGUUCAAAAGCUAUUGAGUAUCUUAAUGGAUCCCAAAACCGCCGAAACAGAAGAUGACAUCUGUGCUGAGUGGGAGAUUAAAACAAUCACCAGUGCACUGAAAACAUACUUAAGAAUGCUCCCUGGACCACUCAUGAUGUAUCAGUUUCAAAGAAGCUUCAUCAAAGCAGCAAAACUGGAGAAUCAAGAAUCUCGAACCUCGGAGAUCCAUACCUUAGUACACAGGCUCCCUGAGAAAAAUAGGCAGAUGCUCCAUUUACUCAUGAAUCACUUGGCAAACGUUGCUGAGAACCACAAACAGAAUCUAAUGACUGUUGCAAACCUGGGGGUUGUUUUUGGACCAACGUUAAUGCGGCCGCAAGAAGAAACGGUUGCUGCGAUUAUGGACAUCAAAUUCCAAAAUAUUGUGGUUGAGAUUUUAAUUGAAAACCAUGACAAGAUAUUCAACACCGUUCCAGAUACACCACAAUCAAAUUCUCAGCUGCUUUUGUCUCGAAAGAAGAGUACAGAUUCCAAGCCACCAUCAUGCAGUGAGAGGCCCUUAACUCUCUUCCAUACUCUCCAACCCAGUGAAAAGCAGGAGAACAGGAACAGUAUCAUCAACUCCAGCCUGGAAUCAGUCACAUCAUCGAACAUCAACAGUUUCCUCCAUUCCAACAGCACUCCUCAGUCUAACAUGAACUCCAGUGACCCUGACUUAGAAGUUGUUAAACCCAACAGGCCAAACUCACUCCCUCAGAAUCCAAGUCCAACGUCACCCCUUUCACCGUCCUGGCCUAUGUUCUCCGCACCAUCCAGCCCUAUGCCCACCUCCUCUACGUCCAGCGACUCAUCCCCCAUCAGUUCUCCAUUCCGCAGAGCCAGAGCACUCUAUGCUUGCAAAGCAGAGCACGACUCAGAACUCUCUUUUACUGCAGGCACCAUAUUUGAUAAUGUUCAUCCAUCUCAAGAGCCUGGCUGGUUGGAAGGAACCUUGAAUGGAAAAAUAGGAUUGAUCCCUGAGAACUAUGUGGAGUUUCUAUAACUAUGGACCCAUUCACACACAACAUUGCUGAGCUUUACAUGGUAUCCAUGACAACUGCCGAUUAGAGUAUUGUAGAUCAUUUGCUGUUUGCCACUGUGAAAAGAAAGGUGAAGGACUCUGGUGCCUGUUCAGAUGAAUGUUUAUGUAAAUAAUGUAUGUUGCUCCUUAUGUAAUGCAUUGUUUGUACAGAGACACUGCAGGUGGAUUUGAGAGGGGGGAGGGGGAGGAACUUCAGCAGAGAUUGUUCCGCUCUUCUACAAAAGGUGUGCACCCACUUUCUAAAUUGUGUUUUGUUUUAGAGGGCACGGUAUUAGCAAGGUGUGUGUGUGUAAAUGUGGCUUAAAAUGAUUGCUUGAUACCAAGCCCCAUUUAACUGGAAUUACUUGCACAAAAUCACAAAAAGUCUUUGCGGGACUGAUCUGUUGGUGCCCUCUCGGGUAACAUCCAGGGAAUGCUAGAUGAACAAAAAUUAGACCCCCUGCGCUUUCCUCUAGCUGGCCAAAAUAAACCUCCAAUUUGCUUGGAGGAAACCAUGUCUGUUCAUUUUAUCUUCAGGAAGGUGAAAAUAAUGUUUAUAUACAUCAAGGCACUAAUGGCUUUCUUCUGCAGAGAUUAGCCAUCCUGGACAGCAAUCAACACAUAAAUAAUUCCAAUAAUGAGAACUGCUUCACUACAUAGACAAAAAACAACAACAGUACAGCAGUUGCAUUACAGUAAUGCUUUUAACUUUUUAAUGUCCAAGCAAGACACACAACAGAAUCUGAAUGUUUUUCCAGAGUGUGUGUAGCAACUGUGAUCCCAAAAAAUAUCCAUCAGCAGUAUGAAGAAUAUAAUGUUUUGGACCAAAGUUCAUAAAGGCUU